CGACGGCCUGCCGGACGCCUCCGCGGCCGUGCGCGGGGCGGCGAAGGAGAACGGUGCCGGAGGUGCAGCGGCCGGUGACCUCCGUGAGGUGCCUGCACCUGCUGAAGAAGCACGCGGGCUCGCGGAGGCCGAGCUCCUGGCGGGAGAAGGUGAUCACGAGGAGCGUCGAGGAGGCGACGUACCGGCUAAAGGAGCUGCGGAAGGCCAUCGAGGCGAAGGCCACGCCUGCGGAGCGGCAGGCCGAGUUCGAGCGCCUGGCGCGCCGCGAGAGCGACUGCGGCUCCGCCGCGGAGGGCGGCUCCCUGGGGCGCUUCGGGCGCGGCAAGAUGCAGACGCCCUUCGAGGAGGCCUCGUUCGCCCUCAAGGUGCAGGAGCUCACGGCGUCGUCUCGACGGACAGCGGGGUGCACAUCAUCCUGCGCCUGGAGUAGGCCGCGCGCGGGGUCCCCAGGCCCUGCCCUCGGCAGAGGGACCGACCGAGGUCCGGCCGUGAGCGACACCUUUGUCCUCCUCCUGUCACUCCUGUCAUACAACCCUCGCCCAUCCUGCUCCGUGCUCUUCCUUCUCGCACUGGGCGCACGCGUGCGCGACCUGUUCUGCCUUCGAGGAGGAAGAAGAAAAGAACAGUCUGCUGCAUACAGUUGCUUUGGGGGGUCUUGCUGGUGAGUAUAUGAAAACACAUUGUGCC
Messenger RNA from Prorocentrum cordatum, 687 nucleotides. NCBI's taxonomy places the organism in Eukaryota, Dinophyceae, Prorocentrales, Prorocentraceae. The record is from the annotation of a GenBank genome assembly.